UUUUGUGUUUUGAGAAAGCUUCUUUCCCUCAUUUUCUUACCCUUCUUGACUCCUGUUGGGCCUGGGCUAUGCUGCAGGGCAGAUCAUCCAGCAGAGCUCCAACAUGCCAGCAGCAUCUGGAAAGAGAUUCAAACCUAGCAAGUAUGUCCCAGUAUCAGCUGCCGCAAUCUUCUUAGUAGGAGCCACCACUCUCUUCUUCGCUUUUACGUGUCCAGGACUCAGCUUUUACAUCUCCCCAAUCAUCCCCAUUUACAAUGCUGUGGUCUUCCUUUUUGUGCUGGCCAACUUCAGUAUGGCCACUUUCAUGGAUCCUGGCAUAUUCCCUAGAGCUGAAGAAGAUGAGGAUAAGGAGGAUGACUUCCGAGCUCCCCUAUACAAAACUGUGGAAAUAAAGGGUAUUCAAGUGCGUAUGAAAUGGUGUGCAACAUGCAGAUUCUACCGGCCCCCACGCUGCUCCCAUUGUAGUGUCUGUGACAACUGUGUGGAGGAAUUUGACCAUCACUGCCCAUGGGUGAACAACUGCAUAGGAAGACGCAAUUACCGCUACUUCUUCCUCUUCCUGCUCUCACUUACAGCGCAUAUCAUGGGCGUGUUUGGUUUUGGUUUACUGUAUGUCCUAUAUCAAGUGGAGGAGCUCUCUGGAGUCCGCAUGGCUGUUACAAUGGCGGUCAUGUGUGUGGCUGGCUUGUUCUUUAUUCCUGUAGCUGGCCUUACGGGAUUCCAUGUGGUACUGGUAGCCAGAGGUCGCACUACCAAUGAACAAGUUACAGGCAAGUUCCGAGGUGGGGUAAACCCAUUUACCAAUGGCUGCUGUAAGAAUGUCAGUCGUGUCCUCUGCAGCUCUCCAGCCCCCAGGUAUCUUGGGCGGCCAAAGGGAGAACAGACUGUAUUAGUGAGGCCUCCAUUCUUACGGCCAGAAAUAUCAGAUGGACAGGUUGCUAUGAAGAUAAUGGAUAAUGGUAUCCAGGCUGAACUGAAGAGAACAAAGUCCAAAGGAAGCCUUGAAGUGACAGAGAGCCAGUCUGCUGAUGCUGAACCACCACCGCCACCCAAACCAGACCUCAGCCGCUACACAGGUCUGAGGACACAUUUAACCCUGGCCACCAAUGAGGAUAGCAGUUUGCUAAGUAAGGACAGCCCUCCUACUCCAACUAUGUAUAAGUAUCGACCUGGCUACAGUAGCAGCAGUGCUUCAGCUGCAAUGCCUCACUCCACCAGUGCCAAGCUAAAUCGAGGAGACAGUCUGAAGGAGCCAACAUCUAUUGUUGAAAGCAGCCGAAACCCCAGCUACCGUUCAGAACCAAGUCUGGAACCAGAAAGUUUCCGAUCACCUACUUUUGGCAAGAGUUUCCAUUUUGAUCCUCUAUCCAGUGGUUCCCGCUCCUCCAGCCUCAAGUCAGCUCAAGGCACAGGCUUUGAAAUGGGCCAUCUUCAGUCAAUCCGCUCCGAAGGCACUACUUCCACAUCUUACAAGAGCUUGGUGAACCAGACACGCAAUGGGAGCUUGUCAUACGACAGUCUUCUCACACCAUCUGAUAGCCCUGAUUUUGAGUCAGUGCAGGCAGGUUCAGAGCCAGACCCGCUCAUGGGAUACACGUCUCCUUUCCUUUCAGCCCGUAUUGCUCAGCAGCGGGAGGCUGACUUGCACAGUCGUUUUCCAAGCUCUGGUUCGCCCAAACACCAGCAACCUUGUGAUUCUUCACCCGUCCGCUAUGACAAUCUUUCGCGGCAUAUUGUGGCUUCCAUGCAAGAACGGGAGAAGUUGCUGCAUCAGUCAUCUAUGCCGUCACCCCUGGCCAAAGAGGAAGAUACAGGCCUAGGGGACUCUGGGAUACAGUCCACGCCGGGGUCCAGCAAUGCCCCACGAACGAGUUCCUCUUCGGACGAUUCAAAACGUUCACCUUUGGGCAAAAACCCACUCACCCGCCCAGUGGCACCUCGCUUUGGCAAACCAGAACCACCACAUGCACUUAGAGUGCGCGUGCUGGGCUCCCCAGACCAGCUUUCAUCCUCCCACAUGGGCAAAUCUAUGUCUUACAGCAGCCAAAAACAGUCGCCUCAGGCUGUCGUCCCAGAGACUGAGGAGGUGGCCUUGCAGCCUUUACUGGCACCAAAAGACGAGGUGCAGAUGAGACCCUCUUACAGCAAGUCUAAUGGACAGCCCAGGACUCUGGGCUCAACCUCACCCAUCCCUGGCCAGCCACCUCUCAACAGUCCCACUCGAGGAGGAGUCAAGAAAGUCUCUGGAGUGGGUGGGACCACAUACGAGAUUUCUGUAUGAGGAGCCGAUCUCCCCGCUAUCUACUCCUCUUUGGCUGAUUUCCAAACAUCCUGUCCCUGGUGAGCAGGAGACAUGGAUUUUGCUGGGCAAAUGGUUGCUCCAUCACAUGCAUGGACUUUUUAAAGAAAUAAAGAAAUAAAUCCAGGUUUUGGUGGGUUGGGGAGAACAGAGAGGACAAUUACCUUUUAAACUUUAAAACUAUUUUGAGAGAGUUUCUAAACACUACAAUGGGAUCUCGGCCUUGCUCACCUCCGCAGCCUGCACUCUUCCCUCUCAGUCGCCAGGAGACUGCCGUCUGUAGCACUUUGCCGAGAGUGAAGGGAAGGACUUGGUGUCAGCCUCCUCGUGUGGAAGAAAGUGCAGGCUGUAGCCUGCCUUGCUACCAACAGAACAGUUAAUUGUGGACCUUGUGCAAUCGCUCGCCUAGUGCGGUAGGGGUUGAUCAUUUUUAAU
This is a messenger RNA of Protobothrops mucrosquamatus (brown spotted pit viper), 2734 nucleotides long. It is a transcript of the gene ZDHHC5, whose product is annotated as zinc finger DHHC-type containing 5. Gene Ontology annotation, biological process: protein palmitoylation. The transcript is spliced from 11 exons. Bases 104 to 2281 code for a protein of 725 amino acids. NCBI's taxonomy places the organism in Eukaryota, Metazoa, Chordata, Lepidosauria, Squamata, Viperidae. The record is from RefSeq and is a predicted model, not a curated record. Gene Ontology annotation, molecular function: palmitoyltransferase activity.